CCUCGUGGCGGAGAGUCGGCCGUCUCGCUCUAUCUUACGGCGGCCGCUUGGCGAGUCCGCACGGAAAAAAGUGCGCAGACGCGAAUCGUGGUUGCGUGUAUAACUCCUCCGCAGACGUCUUGGCACAUAAGCGAAUUUCUUUUCGAUUCUUACGACGUUCAACCCCUUUCUACGUACAUUUCCGUUCGAUCAUCCCCGAAAUAAUUCUAAAUCGUAUUCCUAUUUGUCCCGUUGAAAGGGGUAAACCGUGUUGUCAUCCCCUCCUGUCGCGCGAUGCGAACAGCGAAUACGUUUGCCAAGAUAUUUAAAAGCGUAUAAUCAGCGGGAAAAUACGAAAUAAAGAAGACCGUAAGAAGGAUAAACGCGAUAUCGCGACGCGAGUUAACGUAAUCCGUACGACUCUAUUUUAAAAACUCGAACGCAGACUCGGUGCCCCUUUAACCCGCAUUUUCCUUUAUCGAAAUAAUACUCGAAGCGAUAAGCGGCUGUCGCAACCGCUGGAACCGAGCAUAACGUCGUCAAUGGGUAACAAGUUAGCGAGUAAAGUAAGUAGUCGCGCGAGCUCGUGGCUCCGUUCGGCAGAACGAGUGCGCAGUAACGCGACGUAAGAAGUAGCCAGGAGGUAGGGGAGGGAGAGGGUGUGUUCGCGAAAGAAGCCCGAGGAACGAGGGCGUGCACGCAGGGCAGGGGAAGGUGGCAAGUUUAAGGAAAGGUAGAAAAGAGGGAGAAGUUGGUCACAAGCGUGAGAACAAAGGGGCGAAAAUAAGUGCCCUUUUCGGAGGGUGAUCGAGGGUGGAGGAGCAAGAAAGAGGAAGACGAAUCGAGAGAAUGCGUUUGUUAGGUUUCGAAGGAGAUAAGGAGAGAGACGAGGACGGUUGGAAGGAAAGAGAAAGACGUCGGGCGAUUCGUUCCUUGCGGGUUAAGGAGAGAGUGGGAGAAUCGACGGGAGCGAGACGGACGCAACGGGAGCAGCAGGAAAGAGACGAGGAAGGUGGAUCGCGAGAGAGGGGAAACGAGAAGGACGAAACGCGCAGGAUGGCGCGAGGGAGUAGAGGGUGUCGCGGAGCGAGGGAAGGGAGGUGUGCGUGACGAGAAGGGUGAGAAGGUGGGGGAUCGAAGGAGAGGGUGAAGGGUGUAGUGGGGAGGAUCGGUGGCGGUGGCGGUGGCAGGAUCGCGGGAGGUUGUGCCGUUGUGCGCGGCUCGACGGCUCGGCUUCGGUGGUUCGGUUGAACGAGGGCGCGCAAACGGGCGGGUGUCGCGAGCGUUACGAAGCGGUGAAGGGUACCACGGACGGAAAGCACGGUCGUGGCGCUAGGCGGGCGUAGGCGAGGUUCCGUGACGGCCGUUCGGUGGCGCAGCAGGAAUUCUCAGCACGGCAGGCAGCGGGUUGGUCAGCUACGUGGUGUUCGUGCGCCUCUCUCUCUAUCGGUGUGUAUAUGCGCGAUUUGCCCCGAGUCCGCGCCUCGACUUGAUGACAUGGCGUCCUAGCGCUGCACGGACGAAGUCGCACGUCCUCGGUGGAGAGGCUCUCACCCCGUCGUCGAAUCAGCCGCAUCCCAGGAUGCCAAGAUCACGAGAAGGAAGGAUAUGAUAAACUGUGGCCGAUGAAGAAGAGAGCACGAGCACGAGUACGAACAGGAGCACGUGUAAGAGCAAGCGGCUUCGUCGAGAAAGACGAGAAGAAACGACGACGAGGCGGCAGCAGCAAUACCAAUAAAAAGAUCAACACUAGAUCUGAUGUUAGCGGACAUUAACGGUAACUUGGCGGAUCUGAGAAGCGAAGCGAUGGCGUCGCAGAGGUUUUGUCUGCGCUGGAACAAUCAUCAAAGUAAUCUACUCUCCGUUUUCGACCAACUGCUCCAUGACGAGUCGUUCGUCGACGUUACGCUGGCUGUCGAGGGUCAGCUACUCAGGGCACACAAAAUGGUGCUGUCGGCGUGUAGCCCAUACUUUCAGGCCCUUUUCGUCGGCCACCCCGACAAGCACCCGAUAGUCAUUCUGAAAGAUGUUCCCUACGUGGACAUGCGCAGCCUGUUGGAUUUCAUGUAUCGCGGGGAGGUGAGCGUCGACCAGGAUAGGCUAACCGCCUUCUUGAGAGUCGCUGAGUCUCUCAGGAUAAAGGGCUUAACCGAGGUAAACGAGGACAAGUGUGACUUGCCUAGUAUUACCUCUUCGUUGCUUGGCAAUCAAAACACAGUACCUCCACCGCCACCGAAUCUACAUAGAAUAAACCAAAUCGGGCCUCACCACCACGUCUCGCAGAAGAGGAUGCAUCAUAUGUCGAGUCAUCCUCUGCUCGGUUCGGCCUUAUCCGCGCCAAAGAGGAAACGGGGUAGACCGAGGAAGCUAAGCGGUUCGUCAGACACACCGAUCGGCGAGAUCAGCGGACAGGAGCUGCAGUCUUGCUCGGGGACCGAUCUGGUUCAGGGAUCGCCCGAGAUGAUGGAAAUGAAGAUGAGUAUCGACUUUCAGAGCGAAGGCAGCGGUAACGGCGGCGGCAGAAGCGGGAACAACACCGGUUCCGCGAGUAGUAACAACGUCAGCAGCAACAAUGUGGGGAAUUCGUCAUCGACGGGAAACAACGCGGCUGCAUCGUCCUUGUCGUCGUCGAGGAAGGAUGAACCGACGGAGAACGGCACCGAUACACCCGAGUCGAUCACACCCCGCGUGAAACGGGAACCGGAACCUACGCCUAGUACCUCUGCCCAAGGCUCUGACGAGACGUUCGCGCGGCCGCACAGUAGGCAAGGGAGCGAAGGUUUCAAGCAAGAGUAUUCAUCGGGGAACGCGAAAUCCGACGGCGAGACGUGGAAAGAGAAGGCAAGAAACCAGGGCACGGGUUCGUCGAAUCAAUCGAGUACGGAGACAUCCGGCUCUCGAUCGACGGGCAGCAACUCGUUGACGACCACCACGAGUUCGUCGACGUCCGCGUCCAACUCGGGGACGACGACCACCACGGCAUCCACGAGAAGUUCGUCGGCAUCGCCGGCGACUGGCAGGAACAACGCUCAGAACAGCGGGGGCAGUAGCAGCAGCAGCAGCCCGGCUCCCACGACGAACUCGUCGUCGACGAGCGGUCACCAGGUGGGCACUAUGUCCGCCCCGCCGGGCCGACAAGUGCCCAAGAGACGCAUGCGACGUCGCGCGACCUCGCACUCGCAAGAUCCCGCGGAACAGCUAACGGAGAUGUCCGUCCGCGGGUUGAAUCUCUUUCGUUACGCCUCGAUAUCCGAGGGCGUGUAUCAGUGUACCGAGUGCGCGAAGCUCGACAUCCAGAAGACGUUCAAGAACAAAUACAGCUUCCAGAGACACGCUUUCCUCUACCACGAGGGCCACCAGAGGAAGGUGUUCCCAUGCCCGGUCUGCGGCAAGGAGUUCUCCAGGCCCGACAAGAUGAAGAACCACAUGAAGACGGUGCACGAUUGUUUCAUGCCGAAGGACUGCGUCGUGCCGUUCGGCUUUUUUCUCUCGCCUUAGCGGGCGGCGCGAGGGCGAGGUGGGGUGGUGAUCGGUCCAACACGAAGAACGACCAGCACGGCGACCACGGACGAACAGAACGACGGACAACGGACAACGGACAUCAACACCGGUCCACAGAGAAACGUUCGAGGUUCCGUACCGAGGACCAUGAUUAAACACGCGGCUUCCUCGAAGAUGUCCGUGUUCAGGCGGGGCCGCGUUUGAUUAGAAUCACCUUCCGUUUAUACCGUCGUCUUCUCAGCGUCGGCCUAGUCUAGUCACCCCGCUAUGCGGCGUGGUCGUAUACGGAGUUACGAGCGGAUAGAUACGGUCGGGGUCUGUGCAGACCCAUGCGCGGUUUGGUUGGUUUCCACAAGAGCGAUGUAUGAUUUCAUCCGGGUGAUGACGGUGUAGGGAAAUCACCAUGCUACUUGCAAAAUUUGAAGAUGUAGAAAAUUGUGAUUUUUGUUCAAAAUAUUAGUAGAAAGCUGUCAUCAGCUAUCAAUUUUAUGUUAGUAGCAAGCUGUCAAGCUUAUAUUAGUAGCAUCCUAUAUCAUCGACAAGCUGUCAAGCUUAUAUUAAUUACAGACUAUGUCAUCAGCAAUCUAUCAAGUUUAAAUUAAUAACAAGUUAUGUCAUCAAUAAGCUAUCAGAUUUAUAUUAGUGGCAAGCUGUCAAGCUUAUAUUUGUAACAUCCUAUGUCAUCAGGAAACUGUCAAGCCUAUAUUAGUAACAGACUAUGUCAUCAGCGAUCUAUCAAGUUUAUAUUAAUAACAACUCAUGUCAUCAACAAGCUAUCAGAUUUAUAUUAGUAGGAGACUAUACUAUCAGCAAGCUAUGUCAUCAAGCUUCUAAAUUUUGUAUUAGUAGAAUAUAAUUAGUAGCAGGGGUUUGUCCCUACACUCGUCAUUGUCCGAAUGAAUCCUACUUCGCAAAUUGUUGUAGUACUGUCUACAUAUUGCGGACCAAUCGCGCAGCCCAUCUCACCCCCGCGACGUUCGACUUGCAAAUCUGGUAUUAAAGGCGCGAUAUCGAUCGAUUUAGUCGUUUAACCGAGCGAAUGUUAUCGAAUGGCCGGUAAGAUGAAGACGAUGGUGCCGUGCCAGUGGAGGAGUACACCACGCGACCGAUCGGAUGCAAACACUUGCUUGCAGCAGGACGAUAUCGAGUGAUCGCGCGGAGAAGACACGAACUGACAGAGAAAGAGAAAUAUAAUCUGUUGUAAAAACUCGUGACUACUCGAGUAGUGCUCCUGUGUACAUUAGUAUUAUAUUAUGAUCCUUGAACUGUGCAAUAGCGCGCGGAUGCUUGUGGCCGAUCGACGCGUUUCCGCUUGUUGUCUCCUUCGCUAGCGGGCCAUUUUCUUUUCGCGCGUUUUUUUCGUUCUCGGUUGUGUAACGGUUUGUUUUGCGUACGGACGUGAGCACAUAAGUGACGUGGAAACCAUUUUUGAACAUUUUGAACGAGAGACACACUCGACCGCUCUACGUUUGCGUUAUGUACGAUGUGAUGUGCGUGAACCAUUGUUUCACAAUGCUGAAAGUUCGUAACGUGUCGGGCCCGCGUAACCGGAAACUGAGCUUUUUUAACGGAAAUAAUAACGAUGAAUCGUCGCAGUAUUUUACGCGGGCGUAGUCUGCAUUAAUUCCAAUUUUCUCGUUAUAUGUUUUAAGAGUCAAAAUUCAAUGAUGUCGGGGAAAUACUUUAAGGGAUUAUAUUCCUUGCGAUGCUGACGAGCUUUCUUCGUGCCUUCUUUUUUUUAGGCUACUCUUCGUCGAAGAAUGCGUAUUUACGGAAUAAAUCGGUCUUCUUCUUGGACGUUUUUAAUAAAACUAUGUAACGUAAGCAAUACGACUAAUGGGACUAACAGGAUAUAGUCGCGAGUACACUUCUGUUUUUGUGGAUCAGUGAUGGGCAGUUAGGAGCUAGGGGCGUUGAUGGACAAGUAACGAACACUGGAUAGAAACCUCAAUCUGAAAAUUUUGCAAUUUCUAUACUUGAAAAAUUGAACUUAGGAAAUUUAAAAUUUGUGAUCAUUAAAUCACCAAAUUCUAACUUUCUAAAUUAUCAAAUUUCUGUACAUGAAUAUUUGGAAAUGUCCACCAGUGCCCUAGCUCUCCCAAGGGCACUAAAUCUGCCCACCACUGUUCUAGAUCACAACGCGAUUAGCUUUAACAAAAAUAUAUAUUUCAAUGCUUUAACGCGCAUGAUGUUUUUUGUUUUUCAUUUUUUUCUUUUUUUUUUAAACAGACAAUUUCAGCAAUCUAUAUGUGAAACGUUGGUUACGAAUAUUACGUUCUCUCUUCUUUUUACGUACUUCCAAAUUUUGCAUCUAACACAGUCCCUUCCGCGACUGCACAAAACUCUGCAUAGUCACGAGCAGUCAUUUUUUUUAUUUACCGAUGUCAUCACAGACCACGUAUUUUUUAAGAGAACGUACACGUCGGUUUCUACUUACAUUUUCUUUUUACAAACGAACAUACGAGCAACUACAUGCAUAUCGUAUGAUAAAAAGGGAAGACGUUCUUCCAAAUUUCUUAAACGUGCAGAGUUUUUUUUAGUCAAGAUCGUCCUUUUUUUUUCGUUUUACGUAAGCCUUCCAACACAGAUUCGAUUCCAAUGGUGCGUAGCGAAGCGUAUUAGUAGAAGUGUAUAAAAAAUGGCGGAGAGAAGACGAAAAUGUAUAUUUAUCACAGAGUUUAUAGAUUCACUGCGAGCGCGAAAGACUCGUGGAGUUUGUUAGAUAGUGCCUAACUAGAGAGACAAAGAAAAAGAGAGCGAGCGUGAGAGAGAGAGAGAGAGAGAGAGAGAGA
Molecule: messenger RNA, 6272 nt
Organism: Megachile rotundata (alfalfa leafcutting bee)
Lineage: Eukaryota; Metazoa; Arthropoda; Insecta; Hymenoptera; Megachilidae
Gene: ttk
Product: zinc finger and BTB domain-containing protein ttk
Biological process (GO): regulation of transcription by RNA polymerase II
Cellular component (GO): nucleus
Molecular function (GO): protein binding
Source: RefSeq, a predicted model, not a curated record